AUGUCAGUCAUCCCAGAGGAUUUCCUGAGGGGUCCCGCCUCCGCGGCGAAAGUGCACCUCAUCGACUUCGAAAAAACAACACCUCCGAUUCCAGCCUUCAAAAAUAGCUUUGCAGCGGUAGUUGACAACCUGCUGAGCCCCGAAGAAUGCAAUGAGCUCCUUGUCCUCGCGGAACAAUCGACCACCGAACCCUCCAAAUGGGAACGCGCCUUGAUCAAUGUCGGCAACGGCAAACAAGUCAUGUCCGUGAAUUCGCGCAAAAGCGGCCGAAUAAUUUGGGACUCUUCCGAGAUAGCCGAGCGUCUUCUUGCCAGAUUGAUGCCGUAUAUGCGAGACUUUGGCAUUGAGCAUGUUCAGAACCAGCCCAUGGUGACCGGGCUAGGACCUGCGCGACGUGGGGAAGUGAUGCACUUAUCUCGUCUGAACGAGCGAUUGCGAUUCCUACGCUAUGAAGGGGGGGACUAUUUCCGACCCCAUUGGGACGGAUGCUAUGUGACGCCUGACGGGAAAGAAAAGUCCUUGUUUACAAUCCAUCUUUAUUUGAACGGGGAAGGUGAACAGGAUAUGGACGAGUUGAUGCCUGAGAUUGAGCGUGCGGAGAAGAGGAAUUUUCUCUUUGCGCAGGACGGAGAGGUGGACCUGAUGGAUCUUCAAGACACGGGUGAUGCGGACCAGCCCAUCGCCACGACGCAAGGACCUUUGCUGGGUGGUGCGACUUCGUUUACGGAUAGUUACAAAACGAAGGCGGCUGUGCGGGUGUUUCCUAGGGCUGGUUCGGUGCUGAUAUUCCAGCAACGGGAUCUUCUUCACGGUGGAGAUGACGUGUUUCGAGGAAUCAAGUACACGGUACGGACAGACGUGAUGUAUACCACCGAGAACCCGAAUCAAUCGUGA
Molecule: messenger RNA, 894 nt
Organism: Penicillium maclennaniae
Lineage: Eukaryota; Fungi; Ascomycota; Eurotiomycetes; Eurotiales; Aspergillaceae
Exons: 1
Coding region: 1-894 (297 amino acids)
Biological process (GO): peptidyl-proline hydroxylation to 4-hydroxy-L-proline
Cellular component (GO): endoplasmic reticulum
Molecular function (GO): L-ascorbic acid binding; iron ion binding; procollagen-proline 4-dioxygenase activity
Source: RefSeq, a predicted model, not a curated record